Rotaria sordida is the source of this 378-nucleotide messenger RNA. The record is from the annotation of a GenBank genome assembly. Lineage: Eukaryota; Metazoa; Rotifera; Eurotatoria; Philodinida; Philodinidae.
AUGUCAUUAGUUCGAGUGAAAUCUCAAUUCUGUAAUGGGAUAUCUCAAUAUGGUCGAUGUUCUACAAAUAGUGCAUGUGCUUGUUACCAUAUAGCAGGAGCUACUGAUAUUGGCAUUUGUGCCGAUGAAGUCGUCAACUGUUCUGAGCUAGUUGCAUGCGAACAUUCAAGCAACCUUUGCUACGAUCGUAACCAUAGAUGUGUUCAUCAUCCUCAAUGUCAUAAUCUUCCAGUUUGUUAUCCGGUGCCGAGUUUCAAUCGACAACUUUGUCCACCAAUACCAACAAUGAAUAAUACAACUAUAAGUACGAUUCCAAUUACAACUGCAACAACAACUACAACAACUACAACUGCUACCCAACAACUAGGUAAGCAUUAG